AUGGUGCUGUCCAGCUCAAUUAUGGACAUUUUUUACAUCUGUGCAGUGGUCUUAUGUCAUCAUGUAAGCGGUUUUUUAUUAAUGUGACAUUAUUUCUCAUUAAUCACAAUUUAAUUUUUAAAAUACUCAGCGGUUAAUUCCAAACAUUUUAUAGCAAAUCCAAGUGCACGGUCAUGUAUUUAUCAUCAUGUCAUAUGGUCUAGAAUACUUUCUAAUGCGCUGGUGGUGGCCUCAGAAUCUUCUUUCUGGAAUGGAAUACUUUGUGGUUGUUUGGGCUGUUUUAAUAUUGCCCGCUCAAUUCUACUACCGAUAUUAUUUGCUCACAACUGUUGAGUAAGUCAAUCGUUUUCAUGUACAGAUGUUAUUAUUACACCUUAUAAUGGUAAACAUUAAUUGAGAGUGUUUCAACUUUCUUACCACUCCCCUGUUACAGUGAUGAUCGACAAAAAGAUUGGAUGUUGUUCUAUUUGGUGGGGAUAUCCUUUAUCCUGACUUGUCCUAUGUAUUGUCUCACCAUAGCGUCGCAUUACAAAGCCUUUAAGCGAGGAAGAGCGGACUACGAGAAGCUGCUGGAUCCUACUUUCUUCGAUCCAACUGGACAUACACAUAUCACCGCUGCAGUCGACUUUGUAAGUUGGUUCCUUUAUCUUUCGUUUCUUGUUACUUUUCUGAACAAAUUGUAUCAUAAAAAAAAUUUUAUAGCAAGAUUGGGAAGCAAUUGCCGGAUUCUUUUGGUCUGGGAUGGUAAUGACGGGGGCCUAUAUGAUGGCUCUCUAUUUUGGCUACAUGUCGAUAAAGAAGAUCGUUCCAGAGGGGGGAGUCACCACAAAAAAGGUUCAAAAGCUCCGUGUUCAAUUCAUGCGGAAUUUGAUCGCCCAGGUAACAACUAUCUUGUUUCAAUAUUACGUAUUAAUACGUAUGGCUUUAAUUAACAGACCAUAAUAAUAUUUUCAGCUCAUAGUCAACCACAAUUAAUUGAUAACCUCAGUAACAAUAAUUGUUUCAGACAAUAAACAGUUAUCUCUUCGCCGUAUUCCCCAUGCUCAUAAUUGUGGCCAGCGUUUUUAUUGGUGCCAAUACAAAGAAUUACGGUAUUGGGAUCAUGUUAGUGAGUGCCUGGUGUCCUUUUAUGAAUGCCGCUCUCUCACUUCUCAUUAUUCGCCCAUACCGGGAAUAUGUUUUUGGUCGAUUUAUAAAGUCGGCAGAGAAUACAUCAACGGAAAAUAAAAGUGUCAGCCGAGUUCCGAGUACUGGGACAGGCCAAAAGGUUCUCGAUUAGAAUGUUUAAAGAACGGAUCCACUCAUAACUUGUAACCUGUACAUUCCACAUGUCUUCCGGAUCUCAAAUUGCUCUUUCCGAACAUUUCUGUACCCUGUGUACCGUUCUAGUCGCUGUUCCUUUAUUUACCUCAUUUGAUACAAUAAUCCGAUUGUUCGUAUCUCCAGACAGAACGAGUCACUACAACAUUUUAUUGAUACUUUUUGCAAUGUUAUCAUGUAUAUACUUUUCCCCGCGAAUAAAGGGCCAAAUAAAGUUGUUUUGUGACUCAUUUUCGUACGAAAUCUAUUUGACCCAAAAUAAAUAACAAUACUAUAUAUCUACCACGUUCAAAGGCAAGCCCGAAAUACGAAACGUCAAGUUUUUAUUCCAUAUAUAGUGCUUUCAAAUCAUAGUUUGGCUUCAAACGAUGAACCCCUUACAUUAUUGUCUUCUGUUGUCAUAUUCAGUUCUGGUUUCCGCAAAGAUUAAUGCUACUAUUUCCUUACAGACAGAAGAUGACAAAUGGAUUUUUGAGAAUCUACUGAAAAAUCUGAAUAUUCCUAAUCACAAGUAGGUCUGAGUUAUCGUAAAUUUCCGUCAUAACAUUUUUUGCUUCUUAGAUCAAAGCCAACUAAAAAAUCGCAGAAGAAACCGCAGGCCAUAGCUGAUAUUCGCGUAUAUCGCGUCGACAGUGGCGAUGAAGAGAGGGGUUAUACCUUUUCUGAUUUGGCGAAUGAGAAGAAACGACAGGUUAAUGACGACUUUAAGUACACUAAAAGACCGAAAUUCGAUGCGACCACAAUUAAUCCAAACCCUCCAAUUCCAAUUCCUUACAACUUUAGUACACAGGCACCUCCCCCCAGCCCCCAACCUCAGCCGUAUCCCCAGCCUUACCCACAGCCCUAUCCUCAACCACAACCGUAUAAUCCUGGAGGUUAUGGAUUCGGUAUUCCCAUUUUUGUUCCAAUCUGCUCUUGGUUCCCGGUGUGCCCAUUCUCUCAAACCCAAACUCCACCAUCGUAUGUGACCCCUAUCACGUAUCCCGUCCCUGUAACAACCACCCCUUGCUCAACGACAACAACAUCAGCUGCAACCACAAACCCAGUCACAACAACUCCUUGUUCUACGACGACAGCGAUUACUACAACAACGUGUUCCGUGGUCACUACAACAACCAUAUGUCCUUUGACUUCGUCCGCGAAGUAUCCAACAAACCCCCCAUAUCCAAUUCCGGUAACCUACCCUGUAUCCACCAACCCUCCGUAUGUUGUGCCAAAUACCACUGCGCCUUAUUUCGUUCCUACUGCCUCAUCAACUAUAACGUAUGCGACAUCGUCCCCCUCUCUACCAACGGCCCCGUAUGUAAUGCCUUCCACAUACGCAACGUCUUCUGCACAACCAUAUGUAACAUAUCCAACGCAGCCUACAACAACAAUAUGCACAAAGAUCACAACUACACCUUCUUCUUACGUAACUGCAGCGCCGUAUGUUGUUCCUAACACGUCUGGUUCGUAUGCAACUGCCAGCACCACUGCUGCUGGAUAUGCAUUGCCGUCAACAACAACGGGUAAGCUUUCCAAAUUGUUGUUACUAAGAACGCAAACAUUUUAUUUUUAGCAAAGAGUUCUGCUGAAAGUUCGGUAGCCACGUUGUUGUCGAUACUCAAUUGCCUGGCCGUUCUGUUUCUUGUCAAAUCGCCAUAAUUGUUGAUAAUUAUAUUUGUAUGAUACGAUGAAUAAAGUAAGACAUCAAAUACCUUUGUGCUUUUUGUGACUAAUGCUGUCCUUUCUUUCCCAGGGUCCUAUCAGAAAGUAGAUUCCCUCAGUUUUGGAAGUAAAAAGGAAAGAACCCCGAGGCGGUCAUCUUCCUUGCCUCAGGUCAAGAUUGUUUGGCAAAGAAUCGAAAGAAAUCAUUUCAGUUUCCAUAGCGAUUUCUUUGCGGACUUUUUUGGUUAUAAAAUAAUAUUACGGAGGUGCAUUGAAAUUGUUGUGUGGGAUUAGAUUCACAAGGAUCACACAUAGUUUAUGAUUGCGCCGUCAAUGGGCAGAUGGAUAGUAAACCUAACUCAUAGGCCUUCUGUUGUAUUUAUCGCAGAUCUUGUGUCGUAUUUAUGACCAACAUUGGGCAUGUCACGACAUGAUGACUAACUUCCAUGUAAAUUUCCAUAUUAUUAUAUGCAUAUUCCUCCAAAAUUUGCUUUUCCCAUUCUGUAUCGCAUUUCAGACUCUUCAAACAAUACUCUAUUACGCGUCCAGUUCAAAUGUUAUCCGAUCUUUGAGUUCGGGGCUUUAAUCGCGACAAAUCUCCUUUUCAAUUGUCCAAACCAAUUUCUUCUGUCAAGUUUAGCCUCGGGGCUUUAACCUUUCCAUUCGGUCCCAUACCUGAGCCGCUCUUUCUGUGCGUCUCUUCAUUUUUCGUGUUCUUUUUCGUACCAAAAUUUGCAUGUCCAUCACGCACAAAAAAAGCGCUCAACCCGACGCGAGCCCUGCGGCAAUACGCUGAGGGAAACGCUUUUUUUGUCGCUCCGACGUCUUCAACGCGGCCGUCAAGCCUUGAACAAACAGUCCGAGGAAUGCGGUCAUUCUCUUUCGCCCUGAGGGCAAGGGAAAGAAAGGUGAAUGUAAAUGAAUGCGAGAGUUUCUUCCGAAGAAGCCCCGACCCACCUGAGUCACCGGCAGCCUGGGGGUCAAAAAAGUGAAAAUUGGCCCCAUUUCCCUCCAAGGAAAACGGAAUUCGUAAUUUCAGCGUUUUUAUUAGAGAAGAUCGCCGAAAGGGCCUGAUUGCUAUUUUUUAUAUUAUUAUUCAGGCGUUGGGGGAAGACAGGGUUUUUGGGGGUUCUUGGGGCUUUAUGGCCAUUGUCGAGAUAAAUGCAUGUUUCUUUUCAUUACCGUAGUUACUUUCUGAAUCCCGAGAACUUCACAAUUACUUAAAUAUAAAGCAUAGCAAUUUAAAUUUACAAACCAAGAUCACGUUUUCCUGCGGCAUAUUUGAAUAAACAACCCUUUAUUACAUUUUUCCCACAAAAUUCUUUGCUUUUCUCAAACCAACUAGUGCUUAUCACCAAAGUCUCGAUUAUCACCCAUUUUUCAAAACAUUUCUCCGGUUUUCUUCGUUUCGAAGCGAUUGAUUCAUAAAAAUGGGGAUUCUGGGUAAAGCCGAUUAUUCAUAAGCAGAGGUUUCUUUUUAAAAUUUAGAAACCAUUCAUUGCCCAGUAGCAUAAAAUGUUUUAAUUUGUUUUAAUGACCUCAAUGACCCUUCUGUUUAAACCGUUUGAAGCUUGAAUUUAGAGCAUGUUUCGGCUUCGGAUUACGGCUUUGAAACGGGUUUUGCGCAAAGCCUUUUCCCUCUGACCUCCGAUUACUUUUCAUUGGGGUCAGAUUGAAGUAACGGAGGUUUUGAGGAUCUUCAGAGCGUGCUUGUUUACUCUGGCCAUGAAAUUCGAUUGAGAAAGACUUUGCUUUUCCGAUGGAUUGUUGAUUUGGGAAAUCUUUGGGUUUACAUAAAGCGGCAGAAUUUCCGGUACUAUGACGUAAUAUUGUAUAUCCUCUCCGUUUACGCUUACUUUUUCAAGUUUCAACGUUAGUCGUUUACUUCUUACUUUCCGGAAUGUCAUCUUCUGGUAUUUAAAUUUGCCCAAACACGUGAAGGGAAAGAAAAAACCAUUACAAGGCAAGCGGGCUUGCAUCGCAAUCAAAAACACCGAGACUCAGCAAACAAAGUUUCGAUCCUGGUUUCCUCGCUCGCCGUCUUUGAGCCUGAGGGCAGUAAAAGGAAAGGAAGUGUGAUCCCCUUCGGUCCGUAUAAUACGUGAUGGUCUUGGGAAUGGGGUUACCGCAACAUCAAAUGGGUCACCCUUUUCCGUACCGUCUCCAGUUUUAAAUUUAAUUCUCCAUUACAACAUUCGACGAUUACAGAAUUUUCUAUCGAUUUUUUCAAAAAAAAAAAAUAUUUUGAUUUACAGGCAAUUUGCAACGCUGGGUAAACCGACGUCAUCAGUUCGUCCCCAUGUCAUAUUCCCACAACCGCUAUGAUUACCAGAUCGCGGUGAUAUUCGCCAUUCUCAUCGCCGCCUUGUUUCUUCUUGGAGCUGUCGUUCUUGGAUUGUAUUAUGCAUUUGUUGCCAGUGUAAAUUAUUUUAAGCAAACAAGAAUGAUUUAGAAUAUAUUCCCAAAGAACACUUGAUCAUUCUCCUUUUUCUUUUCAGGGUAAAAAACCAAAAGGAGGCGGUCGAUUAACCAGGACUCCGAGUUCAGUCCCAAUAAAAAGCCAAUGGCAGCAGCCCCAACAAGUUUAUCAACCACAAUAUCAGCCACAGCAAUAUCAGAAUGACAACUUUGGACAGCCACAAAACGAAUACCCUCCUCAACAAUAUGGAUAUGAUCCAAGGCAACAACAAGAGUAAGAAAAUAGAAAAUGUUGGAAAUACAAUGUCAUACUUGUUAUCGUCAUUCAUGAAGUGUUUUAGCUAUGAAUACGAUCCAAGAGUCCAAGGAGACACAAGCGCCAAUUACUCCCAGCCUCCAACUGGUCAGUCUUACCCGUCAGAGACCUUGCACACGGUCAAGGUCCGAGAAUUACAGCCAGAAUACAUUUAUCAACAGGUAAUGCCUACUACGACAUAAAAAAUCCCAUUGCCUACUAAAAACUUUGUAAAUUUCUAUUUAUUCAGGGACCAGUAACCUGGACCACAACCCAAACAGUAGUCGACCCCAACAAUUACAAUCAAGCAGUCCAGCAAGCUCAAGGAAAUCUGGGUCCCUCUUAUCACAUGUCGUCGGUUUAG
Molecule: messenger RNA, 6044 nt
Organism: Bursaphelenchus xylophilus (pine wood nematode)
Lineage: Eukaryota; Metazoa; Nematoda; Chromadorea; Rhabditida; Aphelenchoididae
Source: the annotation of a GenBank genome assembly